UUUAGAUAACUAUUUAAGAUAAUGAAUAAAAUCUAAAUAAUUAAAUAACUAAAUAAAAUCUCCUAAAAUUUAAAAUACUGAAUAAAAUUUAAAUAGAUAAAAUAUUGAAUCUAAAUAAAAUCUAAAGAAUGAAAUAGAAUCUAAAGAAAUAUCUAAAAACUAAAUGAAAUACUAAAUCAAAUAAAAUUAAUGUUAAUUUAUCUUCUGCUGCGUCUUUCUUGAAUAAGUCUGAAUUUUAUCUGAAAGAAUCUUAUCAGAGAAUGCUUAGAUCAAGUUCACAAAGGGGAACGUUAGGGGUGUGCAUGUAGCCCGAUUGCCCAAUAUGCCCGCCCAAACCCGAUAAAAUUUUGUCCAACCCGGCCCUAAAAAAAGUUGCUCGACAUGACUUGGGCAUGUUUGGGCAGGCAUUGUUCGGGCAGGGCCGAGCCACGGGCAGGGUAGCAUGCCCUGCCCAUUUGGCCCAGCCCGAGUACAUUAAUAUAUUUUUUAAAUUUUUUAAAGGGUCAAUUAUAUUAACUAUUAAGACUUAAGGAAAGAUGAAAAGAGGAAUUGGGAAGAAGCUUUUUGUAAAUUAAAGUUUACUCUGUGAAAUUAUUUUUUUUUCAUGAUACUCCAAACUUUUGUAAAAUUUAUUGUUUUUAAUGGAUUAUUGUAGCUAUUAUUUUGGAUUGCAUUAUGGAUAAUUUCACUAUGUGUCAAGACUUAUAAUAGUUUUAUAUUUCAAGUUAGAUGUUGAAUUAUAAAUAAUUGGAUAUCAUAGUUGUUAUUUUGUAUUUAUGGUUUACAUUUUUAUGAAUGUUAUUUUGAGUUGAUGGGCUGGGUCAUUGUUGUUAAUUUAUGAUAGUUUCAUUUGAAGUUAAUGGAAAGGAAGAUUAUUUGAUGGGCAGGGCGACCCAAAGGUGCCCAGCUGGCCCUGCCCAGCCCAAGUUAAUAGGACAUUUUGUGGGUAGGGCUGGGCAGCGGGCUACAUUUUUCAGCCCAUGCAUCCUUUGGGCAGGGCAUCGGGCAAGGCCUUGCCCAACCCAGCCCUGUCCAUGUGCACCCAUAGGGAACGUAAAAGAAAUAUCCUUACAUUUGCUCAAAAAAAAGGGGAGGGGGGAGGAACUACCUUUACAAAGAUUGGGUGGAAAGCUAUUAUUUCUGGAUUCACCGAGAAAAAUAUGACAAAGGACAAUUCAGAAACAAGUGGUACAACCUUAGGAAAGACUGGACAACAUGGGAUAAAUUAUUUUCCAGAGACUGGUUUUGGGUGGGAUAGUGCAAAGAACAUGGUAGACACACCAGAUGAAGAUGAUUGGUGGGAGAAAAAGCAAUUGGAAAAUCCCCAAUAUACAAAAUUUAGGUAUAAAGCACUUCUGUUUGCUCAAGAAUUGGCAAUUUUAUUCAAGGAUGUGGUAACCUCUAAUAGUGUGGAUGAUGAAGAUGAUGCGUACUGUACAUCCAUUGCCAGUGAUUGUGUAGACCUAGAGGAAGGAUCAGGGAAUGGUGAAGAAGAUCUUCAAGGUGCUCCUGCUGGACCAGUUAGCCAUCACUUGCGAAAUAUGAAUUUAAUUACUUCAUAUGAGGCUCUAAGUGAAAGAAACACUAGUAAGAGGAAAAGGGUGGGAUAUUCUGAAUCUGAAGGGAAGAAAAAGCAAAAAGUCACGGCUUCAGAAAAAAUAGCUGGUGCAGAAAGAAGUAGAAUAGAUGAACCUAACAAGGCUAGAAGAACUGCUGUAAACACCCUUAUAUUACCUGGAACUUCUGCUGCUGAAAUUAUGGCUGAAAUUCUAACCGUGUAGGCUAUUAUGAGUGAUAUUGAUUUGUUGGCACGAUUUGUCAUCUUAUGAUGUUCGAGCCUGCGCGGAAAAGUUUGUAGCAUUGAAAGGAUAUAAGAAUAAAUUCAGUUUGUUGAAAUGGUUGAAGCAUGCAGCUUACAACCCAUUGCCAUUUGAACAUAGCACUUGACUAGAACAUUUGAUCAUUGUAUUUGAGUAGAAUUUGAAUUUAUGCUUUUGUAGUAGUCAUAUUAGAGUCGGAAUGCUCAUAUGUGACUACCAGUUCUGAUACU
This is a messenger RNA of Prosopis cineraria, 2050 nucleotides long. RefSeq lists its product as uncharacterized. NCBI's taxonomy places the organism in Eukaryota, Viridiplantae, Streptophyta, Magnoliopsida, Fabales, Fabaceae. The transcript has 2 exons. Bases 981 to 1781 code for a protein of 266 amino acids. The record is from RefSeq and is a predicted model, not a curated record.